UAUAAAUAUAAAGAAUGAAGAAAGCGACAGGUGCAAGCCAACCCACUUUGAAAAACAUCCAUUUGAAUCGAUUCAAAACUAGUCUCCCGAAUUAAACAAGCCUUCAAAAUUCAAUGGCACCCGAAACUUCUCAGUUCGAAUCGUGUGAGAUGCUGGGCGCGUUUCUAGCCUCGAUCCCACUCGUGGAGGAGACAUGGCGCCUGUGCUGCCGUGCGAACGCCGAGAGCUUUGCUAUAAAAGCAGUGGGGAGGGUGUCGUACGUGGCGUUUUCGGGCGUGCAAGCGGUGGCGCGGUCCCAAGAUAUGGUGGAGUUGGAUCAGAAUGUUUUCGGCCCGUUUAGUCGUUGUUUGGAAGGCAAAGGGAAAAUCAUGGUUGAUGCAGCCCUGCUCCAACUUUUCCUCUCCUUUUAUGUCCGCCCUGAUUUUAAUCAAAAGAUGUUGGAAGUGUUGAAGCAAAGCAAAUCAGUGGUGUUUGGUGGUCACUCCCUCGGUGGCCCUAUCGCUUCUCUCUCGGCCCUUUGGCUCCUCACCCACAUCCGAACCGCCUCCCUGGCGCAUCCCAUAUCCGUAUUCUGCAUCACCUUCGGCUCCCCUAUGCUCGGCAAUGGCCCAUUCUCUCAAGCCAUCAUCCAAGAACGAUGGGAUGGCAAUUUUUGCCACGUCGUGGCACCACACGACCUAGUUCCGAGGCUAGUCUCCAUGAUCAAGUUAGCCGAUGGGGAGAAAACUCGAUUAAGACUAGAUAAUGAUCAAGAUCAAGAUCAAGAGAGAUGUUCUAGUUAUAGUCCUUUUGGAAACUACAUGUUUUGUAGUGACAAAGGAGCAGUGUGCUUGGACAAUGCAACGACUAUCACUAGAUUUCUCUAUUCGACAAUGGCGGCCACCACGUCUUCGCCUGCUUCGGGCGUGGAAGAUCAUCGCAAGUACGAGGAUUAUGUCGGGAUGUUGUCUUAUCAAUACUUGAAGAUGAGAUGCUCGAGCGCCACAACUCACUGUGGCUCCAACAGCGAAGCAGGGAUCGCCUUUGCAUUGCAAACAUUAGGCAUAUCUUCACAUCAGGAACCAACCUACAGGGCAGCAACGACGUGGCUGGCAACUGCAAGACGGCUGGGAUGGCCGCGAAGCCUGAACAACGCGAAGAUGGCGGUUUCACUAGCUAAGAUCAACCCCUUCAGAGCGGAGCUCGAGUGGUACAAGAAAAUCUGCGACGACCAGUUAGGAUACUACGACUCUUUCAAGACACGAGGCGCUUCCAGAAGAGAAUUCAAAGUGAACAUGAACCGGCUGCGCCUCGGGCGCUUCUGGGACCAGCUGAUCGAGCAGAUGGAGAGCAACCAGCUCACCCGCGACUUCCACAAGCUCCCCAAGUACGUCAACGCCUCCAACUUCUACAAGCUCCUCGUCGAGCCCCUGGAGAUCGCGGAGUAUUACAGGACGGGGAAGCACAGGGAGAAGGGGCACUACGUGGAGCACGGGAGGCAGAAGAGAUUCAAGAUAUUCGACAAGUGGUGGGGCGAUAAAGAAGAAACAACAACAACAACGACGACAACCACAAGAAGCAAGUACGCGUAUCUGACACAGGACUCGUGCUUCUGGGCGAGGGUGGAGGAGGCCAUAUGCUUGAUAUACGACGUCGUUGGGGAGAGGGAUGCAGGCAGGCGGGGGAUGUUGUUGGAUAAGAUCGACAAGUUUGAGAGGUACGCGAGGGGGAUGGUGGAGAGGAUGGAGGUUUCUGUGGAUGUUUUGCUAAAAAAUUCGAGCUACAACUUGUUUAGAGAUGAAUGGAGAGAGCUUAGAGCUCAGUUGCAGACGUCGCCGUCUCAUUUUCAUCAGUUUCAGGAUGGCAUGGUUCAGUAAGAUAUAUUCAUUUUCACCAAUACUACAAAAUAUUGGCCAACUCAAUUCAACUACUUGUUUAAUGUAACUUAACUGGUAGUAUUACAUACACUCAAGUAUCUAGAAAUUUUAAUUUAGAGCGUGAUAAAUAAGAGAAAUUUCAGAAUUUGGUUUCGAAA
Salvia hispanica is the source of this 2014-nucleotide messenger RNA. RefSeq names its product lipase-like PAD4. Lineage: Eukaryota; Viridiplantae; Streptophyta; Magnoliopsida; Lamiales; Lamiaceae. Gene Ontology annotation, biological process: lipid metabolic process. The record is from RefSeq and is a predicted model, not a curated record.